GUUAUCUUCCACAGUGUGACGGAUGCGAUUCUCGGGUCCAUAGGGUUGCGGGAUAUCGGACAGUAUUAUCCCGACACAGACCCGGAAUGGGAAGGCCAGUCAUCAGACAAGUUCCUACAUGAUACAUUGAAAAGGGCCUCAGCCUUGGGCUUUCGGGUGAUAAGUAUAGAUGUCACGCUAGUGCUGGAGCGUCCCAAAGUGGGGAAGGUCAUGCCGGCAGUGGUGGAGAACUUGCGGAAAGCGAUCAACGAUAAUCGGGUUUCGGUGAAUGUUAAGGCUCGUACGUCAGAGAAGCUCAAUGCUGCUGGUGAAGGGAAGUCUGUGGAGGCUCAUGCUGUG
Molecule: messenger RNA, 339 nt
Organism: Perkinsus marinus ATCC 50983
Lineage: Eukaryota; Perkinsozoa; Perkinsida; Perkinsidae
Exons: 3
Biological process (GO): terpenoid biosynthetic process
Molecular function (GO): 2-C-methyl-D-erythritol 2,4-cyclodiphosphate synthase activity
Source: RefSeq, a predicted model, not a curated record